Molecule: messenger RNA, 11765 nt
Organism: Diabrotica virgifera virgifera (western corn rootworm)
Lineage: Eukaryota; Metazoa; Arthropoda; Insecta; Coleoptera; Chrysomelidae
Product: transmembrane channel-like protein 7
Exons: 4
Coding region: 214-2508 (764 amino acids)
Cellular component (GO): plasma membrane
Molecular function (GO): mechanosensitive monoatomic ion channel activity
Source: RefSeq, a predicted model, not a curated record
CCCCUCUCUUUCCUUGUUUAAGGAAGGAAAGGAUUCUCUCACUGACUCACUAUCAAAUUAAUUAAAAUCAAAUAUUAUCGAAAGUAUCAAUGAGGUGAGAUGAGAUGUCAUCAAACAGAUAACAAACUACUCUUCUACUACAGUAAAAACACGUUAUCAGUAUGAAAAUAUUUGCUUCUUCAUUUAUAAAAUAAAGCCAAAGCAAACUGUAAAAUGUCAGGGGGUGCAAACAGGAAGAAAAAUACCCGGUCCCAGGGCUGGGAAGAGGCUGGUUCGGAGUUUUAUCAAGAAAGUUACCCUGCUGAUACGGAAAUUGAAGUUUUGCAGAGGGAUCCCAAACACUUACACACACUUCUACCCAGUAAACUAAACAGAGGAGCUGCAGCUACGAUCCGCAUCAAAACAAAUGACUACCGCACGAACAACAAGACGCUCAGAUGCAGAUCCCGCAGGGAAUCGACAGUUCAUCGCAGGACUUCACUUGCAGGGGAAGUACAGGUAUCUAUGCUGCCAGAUUUAUCAGAAAUGAGAUCGAAUGAACAGACUGCUUGGGAGGAAAUUAUGCGGAUAAAAUCUUUGCCUAUUCCCAUGUCGGAGAAGAAAGAAAUGAAGUUCAAAAUUUUGAAUGAACCCAAUUUGCGGCUACAAGGAUUCGAACAAUUCAAAUGGAAACGACGAAAAAUGUGGGGCCACUUCAAAACCCGCUUCGAAGAAUUCGUGCUGAAUCUAGGAUUAUGGAGAGGAUCCAUGAAGUACAUCGAAGGCAACUUUGGCACGGGAAUUGUAGCCUUCUUUCUCUUCGUCAGAUGGUUGUUCGUCUUGAACGUAUUCCUCUUCUUACUCGUAUUUUUAUUCAUCAACUUACCGACGAUUUUGCUGGAUUUUAAGAAGAAUACCAUAUGCCCAUCGUCGAAUUCUACUGAAAAUGCAACAGAUCAAUGUUGUGCUCAAAUCUAUUUCAAUAUGACGCUUUCGGAAAACCAUGUGGUUUUCGAUUUUGUACAAGGGACUGGGUUCCUAGAACGUACAUUGUUGUUUUACGGAUUCUACAGCAACGAAGUACUUCAAUAUAUGACGGGAGGUGUCACUAUGAAGUAUAACAUACCAGUCGCUUAUUUCUUACUGGUGAUCCUCUGUUUCGUUGUAUCAGCUCUCUCUAUCCUCAACUCAGCAGCCAAUGGUUUCAGAGAACGACUCAUAGAAGGAGAAGGACAGUUCUACCAUUACUGCAACACCAUCUUCGGUGGAUGGGAUUUCUGUAUCGAUAACGAAAAAGCUGCGAAGAUAAAACAGCAGCUGAUAUAUAACGAUUUGAAGGCAAAUAUAGAAACCGAAAAAAUCAACGAUGAAAUCCAGAAUCGGUCCACCAAAGAAAAAUGUAAGAUAUACUUCUACAGAAUCGUUGUCAAUUCUGUAGUGUUAGCAAUCCUAGGGGGCUGUGGAUGUAUAAUUUACUUAGUGUUCACCUUUUGUACGAAAGAAUCGUCUGAGGACAAGUACAUCCAGUUUUUGUACGAAUUCUUACCUUCUUUGACGAUAGUCGGUUUGAACAUGGUGAUCCCAUUCCUGUUCAACUUCCUUAUGACCUUCGAGAAAUAUAAACCUUCUACUGAGCUGAAGUGUUCCCUCAUCAGGAUCGUCUUCCUGAGACUUUCAGCGUUAAUCGUGCUCUAUGGUUCAGUUUGGAAUAAAAUAACCUGCGAUAAAGAGGACCUGAGAGCUUGCGGAGUCUGUAAAGACGGUCCAACUUGUUGGGAAAGUUACGUCGGCCAACAAAUCUACAAACUUCUGUUGACUCACUUCGCUAUCCAAGUCGUAAUGACUUUCUUCAUUAACGCACCAAAAGCGUUAUUGGCCCGACACGUAGAAAACAAAAUAAUCCAGUUUCUUUGUUCACAAACCUUCGAUCUUCCAAAACACUCCUUGGACAUUGUCUACACGCAAACUCUCAUCUGGAUCGGCAUCUUUUACGCCCCACUCAUCUCUUUUAUGGGCACGAUAAUAUUCUUCCUAAUGUUUUAUAUUAAGAAGUUUGCUUGCGUUUACAACUGUAGACCAAGUCCCAUCAUCUACAGAGCUUCUAGAACAAAUUCGAUGUUUAUGUUGGUACUUCUAAUAUCGUUUGCGUUUGCAGCUCUUCCAUUAGGUUUUUCCUUUUCGGAUCUCACUCCAUCCAAGUCAUGUGGACCUUUCAGAGAUAAGGAAUCCGUCUGGGCUUUAGCUGUGAGUUUGUUUCGGCAAACCCCUGAUCUGAUACAGACCAUUAUUUUCUUCCUGGGUACCGCAAAAUUCGCGGUACCAUGUAUCAUAGGAUUGUUCUUCGCUCUGUACUACUACAGAGGUGUGAACUCGGCUAACAGACACUUGGUGUCUGUUUUGAAGAACCAGUUGGUUCUGGAGGGACACGAUAAGCAAUUUUUGUUGGAUAGGCUGAGCUUGUUCAUCAAACAGGAGAACCGGAAGAGACUUAGAACUGAACAAAGGUGUGAGGACGGGGAUACGAAUUAGGUAAUAAGCCAAAACUUGUGAGAUUAGAUUUAAUAACCAAUGGACCAGUUUAUGAAGGUAUAUUUUCAUUUUAAUUUAAUUACAUCUAAUUUUUACCCGUAGUUAAGUUUUGUCACUUGUUCCAGUGAUCUAAUUUAUGAAUUCCAUUCCUGAAGUGAAAAUCCAGAAGACUAUCAAACACUACCUUUUCGUUCGAUAACAAUAUUUUCCUACAGAUGAAUUCUUUUACGUGUGAAAUAAAGUUAGUCAAAAGGAGCUAAAUCUGGCGAAUAGGGUGGAUGUUGCAACAACUUAUGUUUUAAUUCACCUAAUUUCGCGACUUCCUUUGAAGCGUUGUGACAGGGUCUUGCCUUACCAAACAAUGACGUUUUCCUUAAACCGGAUCUUUUUUGAAGAAUAUUACAUCCAGUUAGUCCAAAAGAAAAUAAACGGAGAGGCAACGCUGAAAAAUCUUUGAAUUUACUAAAGCUAGUUAUUUCACAGUUGAUUACCGUGAUUGUGUAGAGAAACAUACUGCGGUCGGUCAAGAGAAACGUAGAACAGGGCUUACUGAGAGGGUAUCAAAAUUGCUUUCCUACGAAGAUAAUUAAAUCCAUUUACUAAGGCUGAAAAUCAGUACACACAUUCUAAAUUGAAUAUAAAUAAAAGGUAUUAUAGUCGGUCAGCUGUAUGACGGGACAGAGCCGGUCGGUCGGCUCUAAUGAAUGUACAGGGUUAUUCACUAUAUUUUGACCCCCUUGAAAACUGCUUUGUUUACAGAAUUAGAAAGAAAUGUAAAAUACAAAAGUUAUUCGAUUUCUUAAUUAUGAUUUUUUGACAAAUAUAUUGUACUAGUGACGUCAUCCAUCUGGGCGUGAUGACGUAAUCGACUGUUUUUUUUAACCUUUAACUACCCGCGCAUCAAGUUAUACCAUAACUACACGCGUGGCGUACUUUGUACGCCACAAGAAAAUACACUUAAAAACAGCGGCUUUGUUUAAUUUUUUUUGAAAAAAUACACUUAGUUGUUUGUUAUAAACCUUAUUCGGCAUCAGUGAAUACUUGGAGUUUCUUUUCAGUAAGCCAAUUGGGAUUUAUAACUGGAAUCAUGAAAUAACUGGAUUCCAUGAUAAAUAAAAUUACUAAUAAAAAAUUUUUUUAAAUGUGAUUUUUUACAGGAGAAAAAGUAUUGUUUACAAAGAAAAAUAUAUUUUUUGCCAUAAUGACUAAAAAACAAUUAAAAUAUGUACUUAUAUUACGACUUAUAGUAAUAUAAUCCUGGGGUAUAUUGUCCACCACCGUAAACAACAAAUAAUAAAAUGUAAAUUACGAUCUUUCCAGAACGCCGAUUAUAACGAAACUAAAACCAAAUUGUAAAGCACAUUCCAGUGAUAGGUUAGAAAAAUAAGCAAGGUCAAAAAUUAAAUUUUUAAAUAUAUUUCCAGUAGAAUUCUUAUAUCUGGCGUACAAAGUACGCCAGCGCGUGUAGUUAAAGGUUAAAUGAGAAUAGGGGUCGUGUGCUAACUCAUUUGAAAGGUUAUUCAAUUCUCUAUACAGUACUAUAAACAUUAAGAUCAUUAUUUAUACAGGGUGUCCAAAAAAUAUUUUUGAAUUAUUAACUAAACAAUUUAAUUAAAAAAUUUUUUUUUGGACACCCUGUAUAAGUAAUCAUGUUAAUGUUUAUAUUACUGAAUAGGUAAUUGAACUAGCACUCGACCUCUACUCCUGUUAAAAAAAAUAGUCGAUUACGUCAUCACGCCCAAAUGGAUGACGUCACUAGUACGAUAUAUAUGUCAAAAAAACAUAAUUUAAAAAUCGAAUAACUUUUGUAUUUUACAUUUUUUUCUAUUUCUGCAAAUAAAGCAGUUUACAAGGGAGUCAAAAUAUAGUGAAUAACCCUGUACAUUCACUGGGGCCGACCGAUCGGCUCUGUCCCGUCAUACAGCUGACCGACUAUAAUAACUUUUAUUUAUAUUUAAUUUAGAAUGUGUGUACUGAUUUUCAGCCUUAGUAAAUGGAUUUAAUUACCUUGUAGGAAAGCAACUUUGAUACCCUCUCAGUAACCCCUGUUCUACGUUUCGCUUGACCGACCGCAGUAUGUUUCUCUACACACUCACAGUAAUCAACUGUAAAAAAUCUAGCUUUAGUAAAUUCAAAGAGAUUUUUCAGCGCUGCCUCUUGGACUAUUACGUAUUCGUACCAUACUAGCUGUUGUCUUUCGAUGCCAUCUAUGAUUGUUCUUUCUAGUCUAGUAUUCUAGUCUAGACCUCCUCCAAAAAUCCACCUCAGUGGCUAAUAAUUUAGCGUUGUACUUUUUGGUUACUUGCCAGACUUCAGCUCCAUAGGUUAAUACUUGUUUUAAUAUUGUGUUUUAAAUUCGUUUUUUAGUUUCUGUUCUUACAAUUUUUCGUCACAGUACCGAAUUCAUUAAUUCGUAUGCAAACUGGUUUAAUUUUGAGUGUGCAACGGUCUUGGGAGAAGAUUUAUGUUGAUAAAGGAGAUUUUUUUAUCAAAUUAGCAUCGAUACGGUCUAAUGGAAUUGCAUAGUACACGACCCAAGUAAUUAGUAAUAUCUUUCGCAUCCAAAAACACUAUCGUCAUCACCCUUGCAAUCGAUCGGAUAGUCUUAGCCUGUUCCUGCAUGUAAUUUUGCUCGAUUUCCACAGAGAGAGUCACACGGUGCUAAAUCUGGUGAAUACAGUGGGUGAUUGAUUAAGUUGUCUACUGACGAAUUAAUAAACCGAAGUUAAAACUAAAAACUUUUUUUAGAAACAUUUUUAUCAUAAAUUGGUCCAUUACCUUCCAUAUCCAGUUUAGUAUCUUAUGUAAAUAUUAGUAGAAGAAUAUGAAAAAUACCUACUUUUGUAACGGGACUGUUUGCUGUAUAAAACCAACAAACCAUAGCUGCAUUUUUAUUUAAUUUAUACGAGAUGUUUGGUUUUAUCAGGAACAGUUCCUUCUUAGGUAUUUCCAAGAGACUUACUAGCGGUAAUGUUUUUGUUACUAUACAGUUUUUUUAAUCAAUUAACUAGGUAAUAGGUAUUUCUAUAUAUUGUAAAUAAUCAUCUAUAAGUAUUCUAUAACCUGGUGCUCUUUGAAGUAUCAACAAAACGCCCAUAAUAACCUUCGAUGCUCAAAACAGCACUAAAGCAGUUUUUAUGAUUUGUCAGUAUUAUAGAGAGUCUCGCGAUUUGUCUCUGAAACCGAUUGCAGCAAUUAUUUAACUCUUUCAGCUCCGAUGACGCGUAUGCGCGUCCAAAUAGGACUACAUUAGUGCUAUGGACGCGUUUACGCGUCUACUUAAGUACUAUAGAAAAAUGACUUCUUGACAUUGCUGUUCAAGUAAAUUUUUAAUAUUCUUAAUACUCUCUUGGAUCUCAUUCUUGUUGAACAAUACAAAUUGCUCAAUAUGUAUUUUAUAAAGAUGAUCUCAUAUACAUGUUUUUAAAGAUUCUUUCAUGACAGUAAGAGAUUUCUUGAUAAGGUCUAGUACAAUGACUGAAGCGUUUUAAUAGAUACACUUCUCCAAGAAAUUAACGCACCACCUUAAAAAUUGGUCAUUUUUGAUGUAUCGAAUUUCCUAAACCAGUUGUCCAAUUUUAACCUAACAGAGAAGAAGAAGACGCAACUCUUGGCUUAAAAACCUACGACAAUGGACGAAUAUGACCUCCAUAGAACUAUUCAGGGCGGCUGCAAAUAAGAUUAAAUGGCCAACGUCCUUAAGGAUAUCUUGGUACUGGGGGGUUGUUACCCCCGAUGAUGGGGUUGAUUUAGUUGAAACACUAAUUACUGAAAUAUAUUUAUUUAAGUCACCAUGUACGACAGUAACUAGUUGGUGUCGGGAUGGAUACUCUCUCUAAUCUAACCACGUCGGUUUCUGAAUAAUGAAUAAAUUCCUUUCUUUACUUUCUACAUAUCUAUAAAUAAAUCCCAAUUGUUUGUUAUGAUUUCAUACUUGAAUGUGACCGUGAAUUACUAAUAGUACAUAAUUGCUGACUCCGUUGUUUUCAAAACGAGUGGCCUACAUUGCAGAAGCAAUGUCACCCAUUUACGUAAUGUAAACAGUACAUGUAAAUAAUAUUUGUUUGAGACUUUUAAAAAUUAAAUCGAUAUGGGUUACUCUUAUUUUUUGGAUGCUAAUAUAAAUCAUGUACAGGGAUACGGCAUCGUAAGAAGAAGAAGUUGUCCGAUUUAAGUAAUGUUUUAAUUUGUUAUAGCUUUAUUCUUUAACAAUAUCGUUUUAAUAAUAUUGAUGCUUGUCAGGUAAAUUGUCAUUGUAUACCGGGUGUACCAAUUAAACUGAUUUUUUCUCCAAAGUUCGCGUCACCCUCGUGGAAUAUUAUAGCAUUUAUAAAAUACUGAAAUUAAAACCCAACUAUAGCCUCAUGUUUUCUUAACAUUCUGUUUUUUGAUUCAUUCGCUUAUGUUGGAUAAUAAAAAAGUUAGGUACUUUGACAACUAGCCUUGUUUUUCGUCAAUACAACCUUAUGGGAUAAUUCUGCGUGAAAAAAUAAUGACAGUUUGCUUUAUAAACGUAUGUCCGCAAAUGCUUUGUUUCCGAGAUAGGGGGUGUCGAAAUUUUUCUUACAAACUCAUGAUUUAUUUAUUGCUCCAAAACCGGUUAAGAUAUCCAAAUGAAAUUUGGUGAGUUUUAAGAGGUAGUUAUUGCGCAUUUUUUGACACACAAUUAAGAAUUUUAUAUUCAUUAGCGUGCAUACUGGUAAUAUAACUCGUAUGCGCGCCAAUGGAGAAUAUAAAAUUAUUAAUUGUAUGUCAAACAAUGCGCAAUAACUACCUCUUACAACCUACCAAAUUUCAAUAACAUAUCUCAACUGGUUUUAGAGCAAUAAAUAAAUCGUCAGUUUGUAAGAAAAAUUUCAACAUCCCGUAUCUCGAAAAUGAAGCAUAUGCGGACAUAUGUUUAUUAACCAAACUGUGAUUAUUUUUCCAUGCAGAAUUGCCUCUUGAAGUUUGUCACUUCUUUAGAACACCCUGUAAUGAUGAAGAACGUGGCUAGUUGUUAAAGUACCUAAUUUUUUUAUUAUCCAAUAUAAGCGAAUGAAUCGAAAAACAUAAUGAUAAAUGAUAAGAAAAUAUGAGGCUAUAGUUGGGUUUUAAUUUCAGUAUUUUAUAAAUGCUAGAAUAUUCCACAGGGUAUUCCAAACUUCGAGGAAAAAACACAGUAUUAUUGUUACACCUGGUAUACAAUGACAAUUUACCUGUCUAGCAACAAUACUAUUACAACGAUAUUGUUAAAGUUUGCUUAGCAAUAAAUGGUUGACUUCAAUUAAUGCGGUCGUAAAUAUUAAAUUUAUCUGACUUGGCCCAUUGUUAAGACUGGUCCGGAGCGAUAAGCAAACCAGGUAGACAGAGUUGGUCUUUUGACAAUUAACACUGACUAGACGGUACUCCUGUAAUAAAGCAAAGGAUCCACAAAAUUUACAAUAAUUACGACGACAAAAACAAAAAACGGAUGUAAAAUAUAUUGCUUUGCCUUAUAUACCCGAAAUUAAUGUUUUCAAAUGAGUUUUAAAGUAAAUUAAAUCUUUUUCAAUUGUUAAGAUUAUAGAAAAACCAACAUUCAAACAUAUUUAAAUUUUACCUGAAACCGGGCCUCUUAUACUAUUGAAGCACCAGUACAAGUAUUGACCAUUGAAGUUAACCAUUUACUGCUAAACAAACUUUAAAGAAUAAAGCUAUAACUUAUUAAAAAAAAUCGCUUAAAUCGGACAACAGGUUUAUGGAAUUCGAGACACCAAAAAUAACCCAUUUUUAAAAUGGUGCGUUAAUUUCUGGGAGUAGUGUAUAAACAUUACAGAGACAAGUUGUGCAUUCUCUUAUAAGUUUUAAAGUAUACACAGUGAACAAAAACCUGCCAUGAUUGCAUAUUUGCCAAAUUUUUAAAUAGUUCUCAAUAGAUAUACUCAAUAAAAUAGGAAUAGCAUCUCAUGUAUGUUGUGAUACUUUAUUUGAAAACGCAUAAUUCAGUGAUUUUGAAAAUCGGUAACCAAGUGAAUGAUUUGUUUGAAGUAUAUGAAUAUAGUUUAUUUUUAAUGUACACACAUACUGAUACUGUGAUUAAAUUUUAUCUCUGGCAUUUCUGUGUAUUUAUCCGAGAUCUAAUAGAAAAGAAAUCAUAAUAACACAGGCACUAAAGAAAGGCAAGAAAUAAUACCAGUAAUAUUGUCCUUAUUUACAGUAAGCGCCACACUAGUUGACGCAGGGGUACCUAAUUGGUAGGCUUGGGCCAAUCCGGUCCGUUCUCACUUGAAAAAUUGUGACGUGACUUAAAAAUAAUUGUUUUUCCAUACAAAAAAUUCAUUAAUUAUUAAUAGUAUUGUUUCUCUGUUUUAAGAAAACUUCAUUCAAACACCAACAAUAUUACAAUAUUUUAUAAUUUUUACAACUUUAACACAAUGACAACUAUAAACUUCAAAUACAACUGUUCUAUAAACUGUCAACUUUCUAUGUUUAUUGGAAAUGGUAAGUCAAAAUGACGACCUCUAGUGGAUUUCGGCGUAACUAAAAUUUAGGUGUUUUUUCUUUUUAUGGAGGUUUUUAAUGUCAAAUCGUUGUCAGUAUUUUCGAAAAUCAAUAUAAUUAAUAAAUUUUAAUACAAAAGAUUUAAUUAAAAGCUUACAAACCUUUUAUCAAAAGUGUUCUUAUUUGUAUGUUGCGUUGCAGAAUAUUUGGAGUAUAUUUAGGAUGAACACGUUCUUUUUGAUUCUACUGAUGCUGGUAGAUUAAUCGAUGGGACUACUAAAUUAUUUUUCACUUUAUUGAUUUUCGAAAAUACUGACAACGAUUUGACAUUAAAAACCCCAUUAUAGCAAGGCAAUAAAAAUAAAAAUGCCUCAGUUGUAGUUCCGCCGAAAUCCACGAGAGGUCGUCAUUGUUACUUAACAUCUCCAAUACAUUUUCUGGCAUUCUAUUUAGACGUCACUAUGGUCGACCAAUCUUUAGUUGCGUUCGGGGGUACAGUGGACAAAUUGUCGCCGACAAUUUCUAACCUCACUUAAUAUAAAUAAUACCGUUAAUAGAUAAAUAAACAAGGUUAUUUACUUUUAAUUAAUAUUAAUAACUAAUUAUUAAAUUAUAGUAGGUAAAUAUACCUUGUAUAUUUAUCUAUUAACAAUAUUAUUUAUAUCAUUUUAAAGUGCGCAUGCGUUUUGCUAAUUUGUCGCCGACAGGCACCCGCGAACGCAUUUAUACGGUUUGCCGACGACACUAUUUUGUUAGCAGAAUGUCUUGAAGAUUUACAACAAAUGGUUGACAGAGUGGUAGAAGUCAGUGAAAAAACCUGACUGUCCCUAAACACAAAAAAGACAGAAUUUAUUGUAAUAGCAAAAGUCCAACAGCGCCAAGAAAGCAUAACAAUACAUGGAGAACAAGUUAAAAAAAGUUUAAAAAAAUAUAAAUAUAUUUACAAUAAUUAAUGAAAAUAAUGAAUACACGGAAGAGAUUAAAGCGAGAAUAGGACACAGGCAAGAAAUGCUUUCAACAAACUGAAAAAAAGUAUUCUGUAGCAGGGAUAUUAUAAUUUAGUAAAAUUAGAAAAUCUACGGUUUCGAUUUGAUCUGCCAUCCCCCGAUAGUACUAUUUCUAGGUCUACCUGUUGUCAAGGAGGCUGUGCAGAAGACAAAUUUACACCAAAACGUCCGUAGUUCUCGGUUCAAAAAUAAAACUAUUUAUACCGUAGUAUGGUUAGAACGCCCUCUAACGGGGAAUAAGUGAAAUUAAUGUCGACUCGAUUCAAGUUCUGUUUAACCCAGAUAUGACAAUAUCAAAAGGCACUAACCCAGAUAUUGUCAUAUCUGGGUUAAACAGAGAACUUGAAUCGAGUCGACAUUAAUUUCACUUAUUCCCCGUUAGAGGGCGUUCUAACCAUACUAUGGUAUAGUUUUAUUUUUGUACCGAGAACUACGGACGUUUUGGUGUAAAUUUGUCUUCUGCACAGCCUCCUUGACAACAGGUAGACCUAGAAAUAGUACUAUCGGGGGAUGGCAGCAGACAGAUUUAAAUCAAAACGAAACCGUAGAUUUUUCUAAUUUUACUAAUGCCAUACUCUGUAUUAGAGUACAAAGACUCGUUUCAUACAGGUUCUCUGAACCGCAUAUUGGAAUAUUUUCCUUGCGGUGCCUUUUGAUAUUGUCAUAUCUGGGUUUAUUAAACAGAGGACUUGAAUCGAGUCGACAUUCAAUUCAUUUCAUAAAUUCAAUUCAAUUUCUUUAAAGAUAAGACUUCUGAGAUGCUACGUGUUCUCUGCAUUGUUUUAUGGAUUGGAAGCUUGGACAUUAAAGAUGUUUCAAGCGGAUUAGAAGCCUUUUUUUUGGGCCUACAGGAUAUUAAAAAUAAGUUGGGUGGAUAGUCACGAAUGUCGAGGUGUUGGGAAGAAUGGGAAAAGAGAGGUUUUGAAUACAAUUAAAGUUAGAAAACUGCAAUAUCUGGAACAUGUCAUGAGGGGUGAGUGUUAUAACUUGUUGCAAUUAAUAAUACAAGGAAGAAUACAGGGUAAAAGGAGUCGUGGAAGAAAACGCAUCUCCUAGUUAAACAAUUUGAGAGCAUGGUUAACUGCGAUUUAGGGAAGCGGUAUCGAAAGUUCGAAUUGCCAUGAUGAUUGCCGACCUUCUUAGAGAUGGCACGUGAAGAAGAAUAUGUCAUUAGACAUAAAAGUAAACAGUGCAACAAAUGAAGAGUGCAGGGCUAUAUUAGCUCAAUGUACCCGUGUGUCUAGUAGCAUGGCAGUUAAUGUAUACAAGAUUCAUGGUAGUGUCGGAAGCAACUCAAUCAAAUAAAAAAACUUCAGAUAAAUUGUUUAAUAUCAGUUAACCGGUUUAGUCUGAAUCCAGUGUGGUAUCAGAACAAGGUUCCUUCACUUGCUUUCGUUCCUGUGCUUUAUUCUUUAGUUAGUUAACUCGAUCUCCUUUCCUGAGGAAUCACUCAGUCUUGUUGACUUCUUUAGUCUUUUGUAAAUAUUUUAACAUUAUUCUUAUGUUUCGUCAAGCAAUAAUUGUAAAUAUAUGCAAAAUAACAAACACUAUAGUAUCAUUAUGUGUGUGCUGAGUAUUAUUGUUUUUAUAUUGGAAUUUGAUUCACUUCAUUUGAAUACUUUUGUUUCAUUUGGUUUUUAAUUUAUUUGUUUUUUAUUCGACUUUGUUUUAAACAAAAAAAUAUAUACAAUAAAUUAUAUAUACCUAUUUUUUAAGGUUUGAUAACAUCUAGUCAAGUAAAUAUUUUAUUUAUACACCUUUUAUGCAUAAUAAAUAAAAACAAACUCA